AUGCAUCAUAGUGAUAAGGACAGGCCCUGUGAUGUCACGGCGGGUUGGAAACAGUCCACACUGGGAGCUAGGAAAGAAGAAACUCGAGGCGCAUCUCGCCUGUGCAUUGUUAUGGUGUUGUGGUAG
Molecule: messenger RNA, 126 nt
Organism: Chondrus crispus (carragheen)
Lineage: Eukaryota; Rhodophyta; Florideophyceae; Gigartinales; Gigartinaceae
Exons: 1
Coding region: 1-126 (41 amino acids)
Source: RefSeq, a predicted model, not a curated record